Molecule: messenger RNA, 450 nt
Organism: Rhizophagus irregularis DAOM 181602=DAOM 197198
Lineage: Eukaryota; Fungi; Glomeromycota; Glomeromycetes; Glomerales; Glomeraceae
Source: RefSeq, a predicted model, not a curated record
AUGUUCAGGAAGGCAAUAAGGCCGUAUGGAUCUUCAAUAUAUUUUCACAAUGAAUUUAAGAUGAUGGGAGCGAUUUAUAAAUCAACGAUGGAAGAAGAUAUAGGUUGCGGUUUACAAAUGAAAAGUCAACAAGAGCUAUUCGGAAAGAAGGAGAAAUUUAUCUUAAAGCAAUCGAAAGAAAAGAAAAAAGUUCAUUUCAAGUUCAAGUCAACAAAUAUCUCACCUUCGCAAAAGUCGAAUGACGUUUCAGAUGGCGGUGAAGAAUUAUAUUUCGACGCGAUGGACCAGAACGUGAAUAUGGAUGAAAUGCCAGCGACAGCAGUUACGCAGAUACAAUCAACAUCUUCAUCACAUAUAGGAAAUAGCCGAGAAAAAUUUGAAGAAAUUAGUACUCUUAAUGUUUUAGCAAAAAGACUACCGUCACGACCUUUAGCGUCUACGAAAUCGUAA